Loa loa (African eye worm) is the source of this 765-nucleotide messenger RNA. RefSeq lists its product as hypothetical. Bases 1 to 765 code for a protein of 254 amino acids. The record is from RefSeq and is a predicted model, not a curated record. The transcript has 7 exons. NCBI's taxonomy places the organism in Eukaryota, Metazoa, Nematoda, Chromadorea, Rhabditida, Onchocercidae.
AUGUUUGGAGGAUAUCUGGAUGGAUGGACAUGGACGAACGGUGGAGCGCGAACGAAGGGAGUAAGGCAGUUGCAAGAGAGCGUACAUAAUUUCGAGAAGCAUUUUCUCAGUGGGUGGGGAUGGUGCGCUUCCCCUUCUUUGCACAGAGACAGACCUCUGUCUUGGGAUAUAUUUGUGUUAGUGUCUUGUGGCUCAGCCGGGCGUUUUUACGAAAUUGGCAAAGCUUUGAAGGACAAUCCGAAUUUGGUUUAUCAUCCACAGCGAAAGAAAUUAUCCAAGAUCCUGAUGAAAACGGAGCCACCAAAUAUGACUUUUGAUACUGCACCGAGUACACCACUCAGUAAUGAAAGUGCAACACCAGUGGCAUUUGCUGCGUCAUCAACAGCGAAAAUCAAUGGAUGCGUCAACGGUAAUGUUGUAUAUGCUCAAGUUCCGGCGCAGACGCUCACCUCAGCUCCUCCAGGAACAGUUAUACUAGCACAAGCAGUUAAUGUACGGACACCACAACACCUAUCUCAACGAAAUCAGCAAACAGGGCAGUCGGUGCAGCAAAACAAUUCGCACCAAAAUUUAUCGGCUACUAUGCAUCAAAUGUUAGAGCUUUAUUAUACGUCCCUUUGUGAACCAGCUUUCCCUGAACCAGGCGAGAAGAGUACUCUGGCAUCGCCGCAGCAUUACUUGGAUCAAUAUCAUAUGUUGCACCAUCAAGCUGUAACUAAACAGCAACAGCACGGCAACCCGUCGUUACCACAGUCAGCGAACUGA